Messenger RNA from Closterium sp. Naga37s-1, 372 nucleotides. NCBI's taxonomy places the organism in Eukaryota, Viridiplantae, Streptophyta, Zygnematophyceae, Desmidiales, Closteriaceae. The record is from the annotation of a GenBank genome assembly.
AUGUGUGAGACCGCGCAAGUCGCGAGGGGGGAAGGGGGGGAGGAGGGGAUGAGCAAGGCCGAGCUCUUCAUGGCGCCACUGGGGACUGAGGGCAGGGAUGCGGCAUUUGACGCCGAGGAGGAGUCUGGGUGGGUGAGGGGUGUUCAGCCAUUGUGGGUCCCUAGGCCCACGCAUCUGGGAGCUAACGCGGAUGAGGAUUACGCUCCCAUUGCAACUGAACUUGCAGCGGUAGAGGCUUCUGACUACGAGGGUGGUGAUGAUGAGGUGCGGGACAAGGGGUUGAGGGACUUGGAGGAGGGAUACGAGGGGACAGGGCUGGACGUGGGCGAGGCCGUGGAGGGGGACGGGUCGGUCGCAAUAGGGUCGUGUUAG